GCUUUGUUCAUCGAUCUCUAGUUAUCACGUUUUGAACUCAGUAAUCUUCUUAUUGUCGGAUUUAACUAUUAAUUUACGUUAUAUUAGAUAUUUAUAUAUGUGUUUGUAAACUAAGCUGGGUUUUAAAUACAUUUUCACAAUUUUUACGGGUUUGAGGACAACAAGGAACGUGCAUUGGUCAGAUUGAAAGCGAAUUGGAUCGCUGCCUCAGAGGCGCCCAUGUUUGAAAAACACCGACUCGGUUAUUGUUGUUUUAUGUAUCCGGUCGCUGUCAAUUUUCUACUCACUUACCACAUAUAAAAGCACAUAUUGGUGUGGCGAUGGGUGUGCACGACUUGUGGUCUAUCCUCGAACCUGUGCGAGAGUCGGUGCCGCUGUAUAGCUUGAGCGGGAAGACGCUGGCUGUCGACCUCAGUUUGUGGGUUUGCGAGGCCCAGCACGUCCAAGCAAUGAUGGGCAGAGUCACAAAGCCCCAUCUGAGGAAUCUAUUUUUCCGGGUGUCAUCCCUCAUUCUUAUGGGGGUGAAGCUGGUAUUCGUCAUGGAAGGGGAGGCCCCGAAACUGAAAACAGAGACCAUGAUCCAGAGGACUGCAAACCGAUUUGGAGGGCCCAAAAACGCAUCGAAAUCCUCCACAAGCACCAGAAGAGGGCGCUUUAAUGCUAUCCUCCGAGAGUGUGCAGAGAUGCUUGACUAUCUCGGAGUGCCGUGGGUGGUUGCCGCAGGGGAAGCCGAGGCCAUGUGUGCGUACCUGGACUCACACAGUCUUGUGGAUGGUUGCAUCACCAAUGAUGGAGAUGUGUUCUUGUACGGAGCACGGACCGUCUACAGAAACUUCAAUAUGAACUCCAAAGACCCCCAGGUGGACUGCUACAAGACCUCCCGGGUCCAAACAGAACUGUGCCUCUCCUGUGAGAAUCUUGUUGGUCUGGCAAUCCUCCUCGGAUGUGAUUACAUUCCCAAGGGAGUCCCGGGCGUCGGUAAAGAACAAGCUCUCAAGCUGAUCCAGACCAUCAAAGGGCAAACGCUUUUGCAGAGGUUCAUGCGAUGGAAAGACGAGGUGGCGUGCGUGUCUCAGGGAGUCGCGAAGAAGCUUCCCCACUGCCACAUAUGUCGACAUCCAGGCUCAGCCAAAGGCCACGAACGCAGCGGCUGUGUGCUUUGCGACAGUCGGCGAUUCUGCAAACCUCAAGAUUUUGACUACCAGUGUCCAUGUGAAUGGCACCGCUCAGAACGGAUCCGGCAGGCUCAGUCCGUCGAGGCGAAUAUCAAAAAGAAAACGCUGGCAAGUCAGCAAUUCCCGUUUUCAGAGAUUAUCAACGAGUUUCUGCUAUCCAAAGAUAAACCCGUCGAAAACUUCCAGAGGAGGCAGCCAAAUAUGCUAUCAAUGCAGAAAUUUGCUGUUGAAAAGAUGGAUUGGCCGAAGCACUACACCAGUGAAAAGGUUUUGGUUCUGAUGACCUAUACGGAGCUGAUGAACAGAAUGUGUGGCAGAAUUACGUCAUCGCAAAUCAAGCCCAUCCGGAUAUUGAAACCACGCGUGAGGAAUUCGGUUUCUUGCUUCGAAGUCAUCUGGAGCACACCGGAUCAUUACGUGUUUCCGGAGGAUUGGCCUGCCGAGGAUCGGCACCAGGUGAGGUCGGUGGAGGAGGAGAGCCUUUUCCGUGUGGCCUUCCCAGAGGUGGUGGGGAGCUACCUGAGGGACAAAGCGUUGGCUGAAGAGAACAAAACGAAGAAGAGGAAACCAAAGAGUAAAAAAGAGAAGAUGGCUGACAAAGCCGAUGGUGUCUCGGACCUCCUCGCGCAGAUGACCCUCGAGAGCUCCUCUUCGGAAAAAGCGAACGCCCAAACAUGGCCAGCUGUUCUUCCAAACUUACAGGAAGUGGUGCUUUUGGACACACCCAUCAGCCAUAAACCGCGUCAGCGACUCACUGAAAAGCGUCCCAGUACGCCACUCUCUCAGGCGGAUUCCUCACCGGCCGCUAUCGACGCCCUUCGUCUUAGCGACAUUGACUGGGACGAGUCGUCCUUCACGGCCACCCCGCGGGUGCAAGCAGCAAAUGAGGAUGUCUCCAAAAAACUAAACCUCCUUGCGCCAAUUUUAAAACCCGUAGCAAGCUCUCAUAGAGACAACGGCGGUCUCAAAAUGUCAGGUGAGGCAACUCCGAGCCAGACAAAGGCGGACAAAAAGCCUGCCUCCAAAUACAAAUUUGUCAGAACAGCAGCCGCAAAAGUGCAACGGUGCCUCUCUGAGCCGUCUCAGGUGGACAAAGACAGAACCGUGGCCGUCAAGAAGAGCGUGUGCGUGAGCGUGUGUUCAUCCAGCGAGGAUAGUGAUGCGGAGAACCGGCAGAUCGGGCCUCGCCAAGUCACCAAGAGCAAGCCCAGUGGACGGCUCCUGUUAGAUCACCCGCGGAAGCCCGUUUGUGGACCACCGAAAACCACCAGUGAGAGUGUCCAAUCCUUUUUUCAAAGUGCGCCAAGUGGAGAUCACGUCGCAAAACUUCAAUGCCAAACCCAGCAGGCAGAAGCCGAUAUGAAUGACGUGUCCCCGCCCAUCCUGGCGUCCCCCAUCAGUGGGUUAGAUAGCGACGAAUCCGUCAUUUGCGGGGACAGCCCUUUGCCGCUGGUCGAGAGACUUAGGCUCAAGUUCCUCAAGUGAGAAGCAGGACGUGAAAGAUUUAGAACUCAGUCGAAAGUUAUCAUGACAUGAUGAUGAACUGUGAGGUAGAUGUGCUGCCCAACUAUCAAUAAAUAAAAAUAAUU
This is a messenger RNA of Hippocampus comes (tiger tail seahorse), 2764 nucleotides long. It is a transcript of the gene gen1, whose product is annotated as GEN1 Holliday junction 5' flap endonuclease. Bases 321 to 2660 code for a protein of 779 amino acids. The transcript is spliced from 13 exons. NCBI's taxonomy places the organism in Eukaryota, Metazoa, Chordata, Actinopteri, Syngnathiformes, Syngnathidae. The record is from RefSeq and is a predicted model, not a curated record. Gene Ontology annotation, molecular function: four-way junction DNA binding; 5'-flap endonuclease activity.